GGGCCACUGAGCACUGGGCUCAUAAAAUAAUGAAAUAGUGGACUUCAACUACCAGCAUGCAUCGCUUCUGUCUCCCACUGACGCACUAACACACGUCAUAACCUCGCGCAGAACAUGGCUGCCGCGAAAACAAAACAGAUGAUCUGGGGGCAAAUUGUCGUCUGAUUUUUAGCGUAAAACCUUCAAAAAUGUCGGACAAAUUAGAAACGCUGUCUCUUCAGGAGCGACUGGACCGUCUGCGGGAGCUGACAGAGUUCACAGAAAACUGCAAAAAGCAGCUAAACGAGAUAUGUGAGACGCUGGGAUGGUCGCUGGACUCCAAGGACUCAAACCGGGAAGCGAUGGAGCAGUGUCCCUACGACCCGAACCACAGCGUCCCUGUAAGGAGCAUGGAGAAACACAAAGCCUCCUGCAGCCGCCGGAAGAUGGGCUACUCCUCUGAGGAGCAGGCGGAGAUGGUCGACCCCUCUGUGUGCUAUGAGAACAGCAGUGUCAGAAGCUUUACAAUGGAUAAAUCCACUCAACACCAGGUGAUCCUCCAGGCGAGAUCUGCUGCACCGCUGAUGAGGAUGGAAGGAGUCUUCUGGCAAGGUCAGUACACCGGCCAGCCCGUCGACGUGCCUCAGAACCACAAGCGAGCGCUUUGUGACCUCACUGUGGCCGACCGCUUGGCUCUGUACGACCACGUGACCGGAGUCCUCAACCAACAAGCUUCUUCCACCAGCAACGAAGAUCUCUACGUAGAUUUAGUGUCCAAACUCCAGAAAGAUGAAGAACAGAACGAACCAAAAACUCACCUGGAGCUGAUGGCAGAGAUGAGAGACUACAAGAGGCGGCGCCAGUCGUACCGAGCCAAGAACGUUCACAUCACUAAGAAGUCCUACACCGAGGUGAUCAGAGAGGUGAUCAACGUGCACUCACAGGAGCUGAGCAGACAGUGGAGAGAAGAGGAGGACCAGGAGGAGGAGGAGUCGGCCAUGAGGUCUGAACUCUCCUCCCACAGGCGGCGGCUGGCUGAGAGACGUUCAGCGUCCUCAGAGUCUCGUCACUCCCACAGCAGACGCCAUCGCAGCCGGGAACGAAGUCAAGACAGAGAGAGCCAGAAGAAGAGGAAGAAGAGGGAGAGGAGUUCCCGCUCCCCUGAUGACCACCACCACCACCACCACGACCGAAAGAAGAAGAAAAAGAAGAAGAAAGAGGAGAGGGAGAAGGAGAAGUGAUAGUGCAGGAUCAGCAGCAACAGAAGUCAGAUGAGAUAAGGUCAAAGGUCAUUGUGACCCCCUGCAGGUCUUAACAUUUUGAGUUCAUAAAAAAAGUUUGUUUUUUAAAUAAAUAAAUGGGAAUAAAGUUUUGGGAAAAAACAUUACCUCCAUUUCGAACCUUUUUUUCUUCACAAGUAAUAUUGUUUGGCGAUAUUUUGUGGCCCCCACCUCGAUAUGAAAGUUUAAUGUGAGUUUUAUAUGAAUGUCUCUUUACCGUGUUGUGUGUGGAAGGUCCCUUUAUUGCUCCAGCUGGAGCUUUGUUUCACUUGUUUCUAUGACGACGUUAACAAAAAGAAAGGCAGCUGCUACCGGAGCGUUUAUUAUCUGCCGUGUUGAA
Molecule: messenger RNA, 1599 nt
Organism: Centropristis striata (black sea bass)
Lineage: Eukaryota; Metazoa; Chordata; Actinopteri; Perciformes; Serranidae
Gene: snrnp48
Product: small nuclear ribonucleoprotein 48 (U11/U12)
Exons: 9
Coding region: 189-1220 (343 amino acids)
Cellular component (GO): cytosol; U12-type spliceosomal complex; nucleoplasm
Source: RefSeq, a predicted model, not a curated record